AUAAAACCUUUGGCUUACUGCUAAGAAGCAAUGAAGAGCCCUUGGGUUUUGUUGCUGCUGACACUUGCCUUGGCAGAGGCCUUUUCUAGCCAAAGAGGACUCAUCUUGAAUCUGGAGAAUGGAGAGCUAUGUCUCAACAGUCUCCAAUGCAAAAAUGGAUGCUGUCACAGAGGGAGUGGCCUAAGCCUGGCUCGUUGUGCAGACAAAGCAGCUGAGUUUCAGGAGUGCUCUCGGUGGCACCUUACUGGGAUAUACUACAGGUGUCCCUGUGAAAAUGGAUUAAGCUGUGAGGUUGACAGGACAAUUAUCGGGACUAUCACCAACACCGACUAUGGCAUUUGUGAGGACCCAGCAAGAAAAUUAUAUGUUGAGGAAAAACAUUAA
Molecule: messenger RNA, 384 nt
Organism: Podarcis muralis (Common wall lizard)
Lineage: Eukaryota; Metazoa; Chordata; Lepidosauria; Squamata; Lacertidae
Gene: CLPS
Product: colipase
Biological process (GO): lipid catabolic process; positive regulation of catalytic activity; digestion
Cellular component (GO): extracellular region
Molecular function (GO): lipase binding; enzyme activator activity
Source: RefSeq, a predicted model, not a curated record